Molecule: messenger RNA, 2539 nt
Organism: Lepidothrix coronata (blue-crowned manakin)
Lineage: Eukaryota; Metazoa; Chordata; Aves; Passeriformes; Pipridae
Gene: EPGN
Product: epithelial mitogen
Exons: 5
Coding region: 2022-2477 (151 amino acids)
Biological process (GO): epidermal growth factor receptor signaling pathway; positive regulation of mitotic nuclear division; positive regulation of cell population proliferation
Source: RefSeq, a predicted model, not a curated record
UACUCUUCUAGAUUCGUGUUUGCUUUUGUUGAUUUAACCCUGAUUGUCUCUGCAUGUUUUGGCAGAGUAACCAUUUUUGGCGCUGUGCUCCUGUCCCUUGAGCGAGCCUGCUUCUGUCAUGCCCUACAAACAGAUUGUGCAUCGUAAGCUGUUUCCCUUUUCUCAGCUAGCGAGACCCUGGCUUUGCUCCACAGUGUGCUGUCCUCAGAGCUGCCACCUGUGAGAGUACUCUCCACUGGGAGAACAUCCAGAAGGAGCAUCCAGAGGGAAGGGCCCAUGAACCACCCCAAAAAGCAUGCUGGUGUGCCUGACCUGGUCAAGCCCAGUCCAAGUAUGAACACCGUGUGUUGGACAGCCUUGCCCGCUGCAGCCUGGUCCCAGGCCUACCACACCCAGUGUGUUGCCUCAUGACAAAGCCUCCUCUCGGAUUCAGGCCGGAUUAAACUCCCAUUGUGCAGCUGUGUGUUGAAAGCAAGGCUCAUGAGCCUUAUCCCUGCUUGGGACUGAUAGCAGAGGUUAUCCAGGUAGGCAUAAACACCCCUGUCUGGGAAGUGUGCAGGGCACUUGAUCAGCGUGCAGGCAUGCAGCAAUUCAGGAUAGCAAAGGAAGGGAAUAGCCUCCUGGAAUGCAGUCCAUGAGCAGGAAAACGCAUAAUUAAAAUGUGCAUAACUAGCUUGUGUUUUUCCCUUAACAUGUGAAGUGGUUAGAUGUAAUCCUGCAGAUCACUGGGGAGAGUGCAGUGGAGAGGGAGAACUGGAGCUGACCAGUUAUUAGGGCAUCUAUUAGAAGCUUUUUGGUUUUAAAAUACAAAAAUUGUGAAAUGUUGUUGUUGCUUGGAGCUCACAGUUGAGAAAGGAAGUUGCUGGAGUGAAGGGUUUAGCUCCUCUUUGGUCAGAGUCAGGUUGUUGAUGUCCAUGUAUAUUAUUGAACUGGGCUUUUCCAAUAAUCUGCUCCAGUAUCCUUCAGAGACCAGUCCUAGUCAUUCCCAGCUGCCUGCGUCCAAGGAAGUUAGACAGUGUUUGGGGCUGUGGAGAGUGGUUUAGUAUAAGAAAUGUGUUUGACAGGUAUGUGCUAGAGACCUGCAAGCACAUGGUGUAAAAAGUGCAACUGUUCUCAUUAUGCACAGUCACUUGAUGGAGAGGCAGAGAUGGGCUUUUCUGGCAGUAGUGAAGGGAAUCUCCUGAUACAGGAGGCAACAGCUUACCUGCUCUUUCAGUCUGUGUUUCCUCAGCGCCUGUGCUUUGCCAGCUCUGGACUUCUGCCCCGCAGCUCCAGCCAGCAAUCCAGGCCUCGUGGGGACCAGUGGGCUGCCUUGCUUCCUAGGGUUGUGCAUGGCCAGGCUGAAUGGAAAGGGAUUAGCACACCCCUCAGGCUUGCAGAGCCUGGGAUCAAAGGCCUCUUGCUGGCAGUCACUGAUGGAGAAUAUCAUCCAUUAUCUUUGUGUCUGAUCACUUCCUAAUCUCAGCACUAGCUGUUUGAACAGUUCCUCUUCUGGAUGGUGGGGACUGAGGGACAGGGAGGACCAGGGGAGGAACACUAGCAGAGCAGGGGCUGAUCCCUGGACCCUGACCUCCAGAGUAGUAUCUUGAGGCUGAAUAUCCUCCUGGAAGUAACACAACACCUGCAUUGCGAAGGGAGGGAAACACCACCUUUUCACAACGUGUAAUUUUUCAUUUUGCUCACCUCUGUUUUGCUGGUUUUUGUUCCUCUGCUCUGUCAGAUUCCGGGUCUCGCUCUAAAACUGUACCUUUGCCUGCACAAUUAUGCCCACAGGUAAUAGGAAACCAGGGUUUCAAAAGAAAACCUGAUCCCAUUGCUAGAUAAUAGCAGUUUCCUAAAUAAAUGUGUGGUUGCCCGGGGGGGUGAGGUUGUUGCCAGAUGCACCUUUUCUUGAUUGGUGAGAACAAGAGAUGACGCUUCCUGGCGUAUAAGUGCAAGAGAAAACACGGGAGCACAGAUAAGCACAGCAAGCGAGCCACCUGGAAGGAAGAGCUGAGAAGGUGUUAAAGCAGCUGCCUGCCAUGGCAUUUGGAAUGCUAAUCUAUAUUUUGCUGAAAGCAAUGGGGGCACUGAGUGAAGAGUCAGCUAUUACUGCUUCAUCCCUCAGCACAGACUUAUGGAAUAAUUGGACAAAAAACAACGCUGAAGUGGAUUACACAGAGCAGCCAAAGCUCUUGAAGCUCAUGCAGACCUGCCUUGAGGAACACCACAGCUAUUGUAUCAACGGGCUCUGUGCUUUCCACAGCGAGCUGAGGAAACCCAUAUGCAAGUGCCUUGCAGGUUAUAAUGGAGAAAGGUGUGAACAUUUAACACUGAAUUCAUAUGCACAUGAUUCUUACGAGCGCUACAUAGCUGUGGGAAUUGGUGUAGGAAUACUGACCAGUGGAAUACUUGCCAUCAUCUACUGCUACGUAAGAAAGAGAUGCAGGAAAUUGAAAUCCCCCUACAAAGUCUGCGUGGGCGAGACGGCGCUGUGAAGGUCUGGCACUGGGACACUCACCAGUUUGCCUGCAAAGGAGGGGAAGGUCUGCUGGGAAGG